This is a messenger RNA of Zeugodacus cucurbitae (melon fly), 1472 nucleotides long. It is a transcript of the gene Kr-h2, whose product is annotated as Krueppel homolog 2. NCBI's taxonomy places the organism in Eukaryota, Metazoa, Arthropoda, Insecta, Diptera, Tephritidae. Gene Ontology annotation, biological process: membrane organization; endoplasmic reticulum tubular network organization. The transcript is spliced from 6 exons. The record is from RefSeq and is a predicted model, not a curated record. Gene Ontology annotation, cellular component: membrane; endoplasmic reticulum. Bases 240 to 1055 code for a protein of 271 amino acids.
UAUUACAGGUAGUAAUUUAAUCAGUUUUAGGUGAAUUACUGGAUAAAAAGCAUUGAAAGCAUUGAAAGCAUUUGGAAAUAUUAAGUAAGUUCAGUGAUAUAACAGUUGACUCAGUGUUGUGCAUGAUAGAGUGUACGCUUGUAACAUGAAUUUUACAAUUACUAAUGGACCUCGAUUAAACGCGUUGGUCGGAGCCGGAAGCAUACUAUAUACAGUGGAACUUCCAUAAAGCAAAUAAAAUGAGUGACGACGCAAGUAAUAAUCAACAGAAUAACAGUUCGACCACUUCAUCUACACCACCUCCAUCACAAGAUAGUAAUGGCAAUGUAUUGGAAAAAAUGCAGCAACAUAUUCGGACAAAUAAAGUCGACGUAGCUAUGUGGGCUACACGCAUACUCACAGUACUCUUUACAUUCAGCUAUGUGGUACCGUUAAUAAGUAACCAACAGAGCUCAUUUAAUAAAGUAUUACUAUCAAGCGCAGCGACUUCAGCACUACGCCUACAUCAGCGUUUGCCUUCAUUUGCAUUUACGAGGGAAUUUUUGGCACGACUCAUUAUUGAGGAUUCCUGUCAUUAUCUUAUGUUUUCGUUAAUAUUCUUUAAUGUGCAACCCACACUCUUAAUUCUCAUUCCAAUUGUUUUGUUCGCCGUAUUACAUGCAUCCAGUUACUCAUUAAAAUUACUGGACAUUAUUGGUCAAAAUUCUUGGUGGGGUGCACGAUUCCUGAUUUCGUUGGUUGAAUUCCAAGCCAGUAAUAUUUUGAAGGCUGCAGCUUUCGCCGAGAUUUUCAUUAUGCCGUUGGCUGUUAUUUUCACCUUCAGAGGAAAGGCAGGAUUGAUGACUCCGAUAGUUUACUAUCAUUUCUUGGUUAUGCGUUAUAGUUCCAGAAGAAAUCCUUAUACCCGGAAUGCUUUUGCAGAACUUCGCGUUAAAGCCGAGGCUUUGGCCGCUUCAUCGCCUGCCGUUGUUGGUAAGAUCAUACAUAGCGGUAUCGCUUUUGUGAAUCGUUUAGCGCCGCAACAACAGCCGGAGCAACCAACAGCAGCCCAAUAAGCCUUCUAUUUUUUAAAGCAUCGACCGUUUAGUUUCCAAAUUAUGUUCCACUAAUAUAAAAAGACAUAUGUUUAAUAUUAUAUUUUACAGAGAAAGUACCUUAAGUAAUAAAAGCGUCUAAAACUAACGACGUCCAAACAUUUGCCUUCAAGGGUUAUAUGAAUAACAACAAAAAUAUAUAACUAUAACAAGUAUAAUUAAAAUGUAAAUUGGAACACACAACAGAUUGGUUUUUAAAUUGUAUGACUACUUCUAUUAUAUUAUAAGGUAUUAUGUAACCGGUAUUUGUUCUAGCUUUUUCCUAUUGAAAGCAUUAUUUUUAGUUUCCUUUCUAUGUAGUCACUGGUGUUAAUGUGCAAUUAUGUCGAAGUUAUGAAUGAUAUCAAUUUGAAUAAAUUAUUACAAUUUGUCAUGGGA